AGUCUAUGGUUCUCGCCCCUCCACACGGUUACAGCCUUUCCGCUGUGCGCUUCUCUAUGGUUUGGUGAGCCGCCUCAAGGUGACGCGACAAAGGCGACAGCAAGGCCGAGGGGCAAGGGAGGGCUGAGCUCGCGCAGGCGCAGGAGCGGCCGAGACACCGGAAACGAGUCGGGCGCAGGCGCAAGAACAGAAGCCGGGUUGCCUGAGAAGGGGGGAGGCUUCCCUCAGGACGAUGUCCCGCAAGCUGGGAGGGAAGGGCCGGCCGGGGAAGGCGGAGACCGAGCGGAAGCGGGACGAGCGAGCGGCGCGGAGGGCCCUGGCCCGGGAGCGGCGGAACCGGCCCCCUCGGGGCGAGGGCGAAGGCGGGCUGGCCGCCCAGCUCCAGCCACUCGGGCUGCGCCUCCGGGAGGUCCCAGGCGACGGGAACUGUUUGUUCCGAGCUCUGGGAGACCAGCUGGAAGGGCACUCCCGUGACCACUUGAAACACCGGCAGGAAACUGUGGACUACAUGAUCAAGCAACGGGAAGACUUUGAGCCUUUUGUAGAGGACGACGUCCCUUUCGAGAAGCACGUCGCCAAUUUGGCCCAGCCCGGGACUUUUGCCGGUAACGACGCCAUUGUUGCCUUUGCACGGAACAAUCAAGUCAACGUUGUCAUCCACCAGCUCAAUGCUCCUCUGUGGCAGAUUCGUGGCACAGACAAAAGCAACGCCCAGGAGCUCCAUAUUGCCUACCGAUACGGGGAGCACUACGACAGCGUCCGGAAGAUCAACGACAACUCGGAGGCCCCUGCCCGGCUGCAGACGCAGAUGCUGUGCAAAAAGGAGUUGAAUAAACAAGAGAAGAUCCCACUGAAGACGGAGGAGGAGGGCUCAGAAGAGGAAAUCCAAAACGAAAUUGAAGAUGCCAUCCAGAAAGUCCGGAACGCCACCGGCUGCCUGGAUUCUGGUUUGAUCGUCCAGGUCCUCGAAAUGGAAGGCUACAACCUCGAGUCUGCAAUUUUUGCCAUUCUUCAAAUGAAUGAGGUGAAAAGGCUGCAAGCCGAGGAAGCCCACCCGGCCCAGGCCAACAGGCAGAAGCUGCGGCCGAGGUCGGCCCUCUGGGAGGAGAACGGAAGCGGAGCCAGGAUUUUUGGGGGCCAAGAAAUAGAAAACAACAAGCCUCCAAUGACCCCCUCGGAAAGAAACCAAGGCGGCAAAAGGCAGCCGGCUUCAAAGAUUUCUAACAAGCAGAAGAAGGAGCAGCAGCGGCUAGAAAAGAAACGGCGUCAGGAGGACCGGCACCGGCAGAAAGUCUUGGCCGGCCAGAGCGACUCCUCAGACAAUAAUAAGACAGAACCAGGCGCCGAGUCGCAGGUCACCUUGGUGAAAAUGAAAAUUGCAGCUCUCAACAUCUGACUUCACCGCCUUUUGCCCUGGAAAGAGAAGAAAGGACCUCGGAAGGGAGGAGAGGGAACCACCGUCGGUGGCAAAGCCUCCCUCUUCAGAGCAGAGACCUCGGCUCCUCCUGCCGGCCUUUGUGAGCCCAGGUGUCCUCUUGAUUCUUGGGUGGCCAUCCAAGAGGUCCCCAGUCCCUGUGGUGGCCGCCGAGGUGGGGCUGGUGGUGGUCCCCAGUGCUGGAUGUGGGGGUUGAGUGGGGCCUGCGACCAGGCAGAAUCCCCCCUUCACCGCUACAAAGGACCUCACAUGACCUCCUUCGGCAUCUUUCAAAACUGCUGCCCGCUUUCUCAUGCUUUACAUGACGCCCCCCAGGAGCACCAGAUCUUUCUUUACUCAGGAAUAUGCGCCUGUAUUUCCUUUCCUUUUCUUUUCUUUUUUCUUUUUUUGCAAAUGACUGUAUGGAGGGAACGAGGGGGACGGGACCCUCUGUUGCCCAAGGUCUGUUCAAAGCGAAAUUGCCCACCAAAGUUUGUACUAAGCUGGCUGCGCUGUCCUCGUUUCUUUUGUCUUAACUGCAAUAGCAUUAAACUUGGGACUGUGCACUUUG
Messenger RNA from Pogona vitticeps (central bearded dragon), 1985 nucleotides. RefSeq names its product OTU deubiquitinase 3 (gene OTUD3). NCBI's taxonomy places the organism in Eukaryota, Metazoa, Chordata, Lepidosauria, Squamata, Agamidae. Gene Ontology annotation, molecular function: cysteine-type deubiquitinase activity. Gene Ontology annotation, biological process: protein K11-linked deubiquitination; protein K27-linked deubiquitination; protein stabilization. The record is from RefSeq and is a predicted model, not a curated record.